Molecule: messenger RNA, 1938 nt
Organism: Clonostachys solani
Lineage: Eukaryota; Fungi; Ascomycota; Sordariomycetes; Hypocreales; Bionectriaceae
Source: the annotation of a GenBank genome assembly
AUGGCUGCCUCCAGUCAGUUCCCGCUGACUAACCCGCCGUCGGAGGAUGAUUUGCCCAUCAGAUCAGCAUCGUCAACUCCAACCGGGGGGGAGAGAUCAAGUCGGAGAAGUAGGCCAAAGGUGAAGACAGGAUGCAGUAGUUGCAAACAGAGAAGGAUCAAGUGCGAUGAGAAGCGUCCGGCAUGUUCCCAAUGCAUCAAGAGCCGGAGAGAAUGCACAGGAUACCCCCCUCCCCCUCGACACGCCUUGCCCUUGGAAGGCGUUCGCAUAGCUCCCAAACCUGUGGCUAUUGCCGCCGAACCAGUUGCUCCAGCCCCAAAGACUGGCCCAAUUCAGAAGUAUGUUAUCUUACCACCUCGUCGUGUUGCUCGACGGACUCAGGCUAGAUCGACCCCUGAACACUACGGCACCGUUGAACCGUCUCCUACGCUAUAUAGACCGGCAAGCGGUUUACCAACCAAUGGGUCUGAACCUUACUACUUCGAGAUGUUCCGUUCUACUGCCGUAGCUUCGUUUUGCGGAUACUUCGACUCGGUCUUCUGGGCUAGGGUUCUUCAAGAAUGCCAUACGGAACCGGCUGUCUGCCACGCAUCAGUUGCCUUGGGUGCCCUCUCCAAGACACUGGAGCAGACAUUCAACAAUGCUAUUCUAUCACGACAGAAGGAUCCCAGCCAGUCGGAGGCUGUGCUACAACAUUGGCAGAUGGCUGUCCAGCAGUAUUCGAAGGCUUGCAACGCUCUCAUGUUUCCUGCCAGUCCCGUACACAACAGAGUCAGACUCAUGGCUACCGUUCUCCUUGCCUCCUUCGAUGCCUUCAUCGGGGAUCAUAAACAGUCCAUUGUGCAAAUUCAGAAUGGGCUUGGGCUCUUGAAGAAGAUGCAAGGGGAACAGAAGGAAGCAAAGGACUUUAUUGAACCGGAGCUUGUAGUCAUGCUCAUGCGACAGGCCAUCCAAGCAAAAACCUACGACAUGGCCUACCACUUCCCAGAGCCCUAUGUCCUCCGUUUUGUUCCCGAAGCCUGCGAAGCUUACUCGUCGUCGUUCUUUAAGAUGUUUCCACAACCCGCCGCCAACCCCCAACAACUCAAACCAUUCUCGACACUUAUCGAGGCACAACUCGCCCACGAUCGGAUACUGAUGCGCGGAAUGCAAUUUAUCGAGAGCCUGCAGCAGGCGAAGAGCGGACCGCUGGAGUUUUUCCCCAAAGAGUGGAUGGCUCAGGGCAUGGGGAUCCAAAUGGAGCUUCAAAAUUGGAUAACCGCCUUCCAGCCCCUUUUCGAGACGCGAGAUUUGCCACAAACGAGCGGUUCAGAAAGAUCGGCUUUGGCCGUCCUGAAAAUGGCACAGCUCAACAGCGAAAUCGUGUUCCGGGCAUUAUUUUGCAGCAGCGAGAUCGAGUACGACGCCGUCGUGCCCAUGUUCACAACCAUCAUCAAGCUUGGCCGGGAAAUAAUCCUCGAGGAGGAUGCCCGGGCUGCUGCUGCGGAACUGGCCGCUGACCCCGAGCACUCGCAACAAAGCAACAUUGACCCACAGUUAGGGAGGCCUACAUCACCCUCAAACUGCCACCUGAGGCCCAGCUUCAGCACCGACCACGGAAUUGUUCCUCCCCUAUUCGUCGUGGCGACAAAGUGCCGCGACCAAGCUAUCCGGCGGCAGGCUAUCCAGCUCCUACGAGCCAGCGCGAGGCGCGAGGGGAUGUGGGACAGCGAGUUGUCAGCCCGGAUAGGUCUGUGGAUCAUGGAGCUGGAGGAGUACCAGGAUCCAAACACAUACCAGGGAGGCAACUUUAUCCCUGAAGAACGAAGAGUGACACUUCACGGGAUCGACCUGGAUCUCCGAUCGCGAGUUGCAGACUUGAAGAUUGGCUCGCGCGGCAUGAUAGCCGCAACGCAGCAGUUUGACCCUCGGAGGAAAUCUACCCGGAUCUGUUGGUAA